Messenger RNA from Saccoglossus kowalevskii, 6171 nucleotides. RefSeq names its product mucin-2-like. NCBI's taxonomy places the organism in Eukaryota, Metazoa, Hemichordata, Enteropneusta, Harrimaniidae. The record is from RefSeq and is a predicted model, not a curated record.
AUGGUGGACAAACUGAAAUUAAAAGUCCGGGAAAUGGAAACCAGACUGAGUGAUUCAGAAAACAAGAACGACGAUUUGGAAAACAGAUCGCGACGAAUGAACUUAAACUUCCAUAAUUUCCCAGAAGGAGCAGAAAAACACGAGAAAUCGUGUUCAGAAUUUAUAAAGAAAUUCGUCUUGAAUCAUAUGAAGAUAGGAAGAUUGAUGAAAUUUCGUAAAGACUACCAGAAGGAGAAUCCAAAUAAAGAGUUACAUCUCAUGGAGGGUUCCAGCUACGUGCAUGAUAGAAGUAGAAGGAAAAAUGUAAGUGAUUAUGGUGAAAGAUCUAGAGGAAUGAAAGACCACGAGAAAGGAAAGAAGAAGAAGAGAACUUUUAACGACGAUGAACUAAUUGACCAGUUGGCAUUACUUGCCGGGCGCAGCCAAACAGACGAUCCCAAUCAUAAAUCUCGUAAACAAACCACAUGUAAACGACGAGACAUGAACACCGUGAGAAUGUUUAGACGAACCACAGGUAGACGACGAGACAUGGACACCGUGAGAAUUCUUAGACGAACCACAGGUAGACGACGAGACAUAGGCACCGUCAGAAUUCUUAGACGAACCACAGGUAUACGAAGACAUGUGGGCAACGUGAGAAUCCCGGAUCGAAUAACAGAUAAACGACAGAUAGCGAUAUCGGUGAAGCUAGAGACCUUCCAAGCAAGAGCGGCGCCGUUGAUUCCUAGACCGCCACCACCGGUGACUACUAUAAUUCCAACUACAAUGCCCACUCUUCCAGUGACACUAAAACCAGCGCUUCCAGCCACAGGUUACUGUACUUCAUGGGGUCAGAAUUCCUAUCGUACGUUUGAUGGUCACGUAUACUCCUUCGAAGGCAUAUGCAGCUACGUUCUUGUAGCAGAUUGUUUCAGUUCUUCAUUCGAGAUAUUCAUCACCAAUAGUCGAUCCUGCUCUCCUCCAUACGCGGGAUGUGAACGUAGUCUGAUGGUUGCCAUUGGACAGUUGCAAACAUUACACCUGUAUCGUCAAAAUGAUGAGCCGAUAGUGACGCUAGACGGCGCCGAUUUAGCAUUGCCGGUUGAUGUCAACGGUUUAGUUAUUGAAAGCGUUACCGGGCAUAUCCUCGUUCGCAGCAGCGUGGGAUUCAAACUUAUUUGGGAUGGAGCAGAAGGUGUUUAUAUUGAGAUAUUGAGCAGCGAUCUAUACGACAAAACGUGUGGACUGUGUGGCACGUAUAAUAAUAAUACUUUUGACGAUUUUACCACCUCAUCAGGCAAAGUGUUGACUGCCGGACAGGAGACUGCAUUUGGUCUUUCGUGGAAAUAUCCUGACGCAUCGUGUCCUGAUAUUCCCCCCACACCUACACGAUGUACUGAUACUGUCAUACCACCCGAACUAGCGGAGCAGUACCAAGACGAGAUCGAGAUACAGGAUUAUGCCAGGGAUGUCUGUUCGUUACUUGAUGACUCUCCUUUUAGUAUAUGCCAUUCGGUUGUGUCUCCGCUACCGUACAUUGUGGAAUGUGAGAAGGAUGUCUGUGCAUGUAAUAUCAGCAGACAGGAUUGUAUGUGCAGUACUUUCACCGCCUAUGCCAAGGAAUGCACUAAACGAGGGCGUCCUCUCGAUUGGAGAAGGCCUGAUUUGUGUGAUUUACAAUGUCCCGAUGGUAUGACUUACGAUAACUGUGGAACCACGUGUCCACAAACCUGUCGCUCUGCAAUGUAUAAUUGUGACGAUAACCACUGUUUAGAAGGCUGUCAUUGUCCACCUGGAAAGUACUUGCACGAAGAACAGUGUCUGCCAAGGUCAGAGUGUCCUUGUAUUUACCAUGGGAUAGAAUACAAACCUGGAUCCACUAUACGCCAUGACUGCAACGAAUGCCGAUGUAUUAGUGGGAAAUGGGAUAUGUGUACUAAUUAUAUAUGCCAAGGAACGUGCACAGCGUCUGGUGACCCACAUUAUCGCACAUUUGACGGUCGUACAUACGACUUUAUGGGUGACUGUUCUUACACAUUAGUGAAAAACUGUUAUGCACAAAACAGUACCUACCACAUCAUUGCCGACAACACUCCCUGUGGUCGCAGCGAGCGUACAUGUACCAAAGCUGUCUUGAUUGAAGUUGGAAAUGACAUUGUCAAGUUGAAGAGGGAUCACAAUGUCAUCGCAAAUGGGGAAGAUGCAACAGUGUUUCCACUCAUUCUAAGUGAUAUUUAUAUCGAGAAAAUAUCAUCAAUAUAUAUGAAGGUAACCCUGACCAAUGGUAUUCGUAUAUUCUGGGAUAAUCGCAUGAGAGUCAGGAUAAAGAUUAGUGUGAAUCAUUUUAAUCAGACUUGUGGAUUGUGUGGAACUUUCAACAAUAACCAACUAGACGAUUUUUACACAUCUGAAGGAAACAUCGAAACAAGUCCUGUAAAUUUUGGGAAUAAAUGCAAAGUGGACGAAACAUGCCCGGACAUUCCUCCAGAUGACCUGCAUCCAUGCGAUCUCUAUUCUCAGCAGGCAUCUCUUGCCGAACAGCUUUGUGGGAAACUGAAGAACAAUGACAUUUUCACAGUUUGCCACUCUGAAGUGAACCCAGAACUGUACUAUGAGAACUGUAGAUACGACAUGUGUAGCUGCCAAACCGGGGACUGUCACUGUGACAUAUUCGCUGAUUAUGCAUACGAGUGUGGUAAUAGGGGUGUGGUGAUCCACUGGAGGGAAGCCAUACCCGAGUGCAGUAUGGAAUGCAAUUGGGGUUUGGUCUAUAAGGAAUGUGGCUCAUCAUGUGGGACUUCAUGCAAAUCGUUGAGUUUCCAGGAACCAUGUGACGAUGAAUGUGUACCCGGAUGUGGCUGUCCUCUCGGUAUGGUCAUGGACUACCAUGGUAACUGUGUUCCAAUUGCUAACUGUCCAUGUGAGUACAAAGACAUCGACUAUGAACCGCGUGAAAUCAUUGAAAGAGGAUGUGGCUUUUGUCAGUGUGAAGGUGGCGAUUGGACCUGUGAAGGAGUUGAAUGCCCAAUAAAUUCCUGCCCAGGAGAAAACCAAGAAUAUAUUGACUGCAUUUCUGAAUGCCCCAAAACUUGUGCCAACAUGCACCAGCAUCAUCACGUUCACCAGUGUUCUGCGGCUGUCUGUGAACGAGGCUGCCAAUGCAAUAAUUUGACAGUGUGGAACGGAUACACGUGCGUCUACCCUAUUGAGUGUCCUUGUCAUCAUGCAGGAAGGAGUUAUCAUCAUGGAGAAACAAUUUCCAUCGAUUGCAAUAAAUGCCAUUGUGAUGGAAGUCAAUGGAUAUGUGAAACGGAAGUAUGCCCAGGAACUGGCAGUGACCAGCAUCGAUUGCAUCUAGUUCGGGGAUCGCCACCAGAAAUAACGUAUGGUGAUGGUUUGGGGUUUGAACUCAGUGAAGUUGGAUUUUUCGUGUUUGUACACACAUCUAUUGGAUUGACUAUACAAUGGGAUGGCGGGACAAGAGUAUCCGUAAAGUUGAGUCCCUCACAUAAAGGAAUGGUAGAAGGAUUGUGUGGCAAUUUCAAUGGUGACCAAAAUGAUGACUUCUUGCCACCAGAUGGUGGCUUUCCACUUACUUUAGCAAACGAGUUUGGUAACAGCUGGAAGAUUUUAGACUACUGCCCAGAUGCCCCAAUUGCACCAGAUACGUGUCUUGCUCAUCCUGAAAGACAAUCAUGGGCUAGAAAAAGCUGCAGUGUUGUCAAAUCCGAUCUUUUUCAACCAUGUCACAGCGAAGUACCUUACCAACCUUAUUUGACAAUGUGUGAAUACGACUCGUGUGGCUGUGACAUGGGAGGUGAUUGUGAAUGCUUAUGUACGGCCAUCGCAGCAUAUGCCCAAGAAUGCAAUACCCACGGUGUACCAAUCAAGUGGCGAACCCAAGAGCUAUGUCCUAUACAGUGCGAAGACUGCUGGACAUACGAUCCAUGUAUUUCUAUCUGUAAUCAGACGUGUGCCAACCAUCACAGAAUCGGACCAGAUGGGCAAUGUCUAGACACAUGUGUGGAAGGGUGUGCAUGCCCAGACGGACAAUUGUGGGAUGGAUAUCAGUGUGUCAGUGAAUGCGUUACAACUUCACCACCAACAUCAAUAGUGACGUCACAACCAUCACCGACAACGUUGAUAUCUACACAAGAAAUAACUAUCACACGGACAUGGUCAGGAUCAACUUCACACCAAGAACCACCAGUAUCAGCAACAGAAAUAACUAAAUCACCAACUACUCCGGAAUCUACACCAGGAAUAACAUCACAAACACCGCAAAAAUCAACCCCACUGAUAUCUACAUCACCAAAUACAAAUACACCAGUAAUCACUACGUCACCAACUACUACGGAAUCUACAUCAGGUCUAACUGAAUCUCGAACACCACCAGAAUCAACACCAGUUAUCACUACACCAACAACUUCUUCCCCCAAAUCUACACCAGGUAUAACUACUUCACCAACGCCACCAGCAUCACUGGAAUCAAGUGUACCACCAGUAUCAACUCCAGAGUUAAGUACACCUCAAAAAUCAACACCAGUAAUAACUACACCACCAACUACUUCGGAAUAUACAGCAAACCUAACUACAUCACGAACACCACCGGAAUCAACACCAGUUACCACUACACCACCAACUUCUUCUCCAAAAUCUACACCAGGUAUCACUACAUCACCAACGCCACUAGUAUCUCUGGGAUCAAGUGUACCACCAGAAUUAAUUCCAGAAAUAAGUACAACACAAGAAUCAACACCAGGUGAAACCACAUUAUCGACAACCACACAAAAGUAUACUCCCACACCAUUAUGUGACUGUGAUUGUAAAUGGACUGACUGGAUGGACGAUGAACAUGGUGAUAAAGUAGACCACUUAGCACCAGGAGAGUUUGAACUUAUAUCAGAACUGCGAAAUGAAUAUUCAUUUUGUGAAAAUCCUGAAGCCAUUGAAUGUAGACUUAAUAUCAGUCCCCACUUACCAUAUAAUGAGACAGGUCAAACGUUAACAUGUGAUCUUAAUCAUGGUUUAGUUUGUUUCCAUGAAGACCAGAAAGUACGACUGUGUUAUAAUUAUGAGGUUAGGUUUUAUUGCUGUGACACAUCGUGUUCCUGUACAUCAAUACCGGUAACUACACUAGAAUCUACACCAGGUAUAACAACAUCACAAACACCACCUGAAUCAACACCAGUAAUCACUACAUUACCAACUACUCCAGAAUCUACAUCAAGCAUAACUACAUCACGAAUGCCACAAGAAUCAACAUCAGUAAUCAGUACACCACCAACUACUCCAGAAUCUACAUCAGACCUAACCACAUCACAAACACCAACAGAAUCAACACCAGUUAUCACUACACCAACAACUACUUCCCCAAAAUCUACACCAGGUAUAACUACAUCACUAACGCCACCAGUAUCUCUGGAAUCAAGUUCACCACCAGUAUCAACUCCAGAAAUAAGUACACAAGCAAAAUCAACACCGGGUGAAAGCACAUUAUCGACAACCACACAAAAGUAUACUCCCACACAAUUAUGUGACUGUGAUUGUAAAUGGACUGACUGGAUGGACGAUGAACAUGGUGAUAAAGUAGACCACUUAGCACCAGGAGAGUUUGAACUUAUAUCAGAACUGCGAAAUGAAUAUUCAUUUUGUGAAAAUCCUGAAGCCAUUGAAUGUAGACUUAAUAUCAGUCCCCACUUACCAUAUAAUGAGACAGGUCAAACGUUAACAUGUGAUCUUAAUCAUGGUUUAGUUUGUUUCCAUGAAGACCAGAAAGUACGACUGUGUUAUAAUUAUGAGGUUAGGUUUUAUUGCUGUGACACAUCGUGUUCCUGUACAUCAAUACCGGUAACUACUCUAGAAUCUACACCAGGUAUAACAACAUCACGAACACCGCCUGAAUCAACACCAGUAAUCACUACAUUACCAACUACUCCAGAAUCUACAUCAAGGCUAACUACAUCACGAAUGCCACAAGAAUCAACAUCAGUAAUCACUACACCACCAACUACUCCAGAAUCUACAUCAGGCCUAACCACAUCACAAACACCACCAGAAUCAACACCAGUAAUCACUACAUCACCAACUACUCCAGAAUCUACAUCAAGCAUAACUACACCACGAACGCCACCAGAAUCAACAUCUGAAAUAACUACACCACCAACUACUCCGGAAUCUACAUCAGUCUAA